Messenger RNA from Effrenium voratum, 591 nucleotides. Lineage: Eukaryota; Dinophyceae; Suessiales; Symbiodiniaceae. The record is from the annotation of a GenBank genome assembly.
AUGGCCAUUCUGGUUGUGCGUAAAGGCAGCAGCGCGCCGUCAAGGUAUGGAGAGCGCUUGUCGCCGGAGAACGUGGAGGAGGUCCGCGCGUUGCUUUUGGUGUGCCUCGAUGGGGUGCCGCACCGCUUCGCCGGGGCCUGGCUGAGCCCCGAGCAGGCGCUCCGGGACGCCGCGGAGCGGCUGCGGUGGUUCCUGGGCGCGGGCGACUUGUCUCUGUUCCGGGCCUCCCUGGCCACGGCGGCGGCCGGGGCGGAGCAGGCGCCCCCCGCGCAGCUGGUGGACAAGGAGCUGGCAGAUGACAGCCCUGGACAGGUGGCGGGGGAGAAAGCAGUGGAGGAGAAGACGAUCUUGAUGCAGGUGCAGAAUGCCUUGCAGAAGACCUUCUCCAAGGACACUCCGGCCGGCGAGAAGGUGUGGGUCUGGAGCUACGAGCCCUCGAACGACCCGCAGCUCUUCAGGGCUGUGGCGGAGGUCCCAGCCCUGGGCCGGCGCUUUCAGGGCGACUGGUGCCGAGGAAAGAAGCUGGCCCAGCGCAAUGCCUGCCUGGCGGUCAAGGCCUUCUUGGACGCGCAUCUCCCAGCUGAGAGCUAG